UGUUAAGUGUGCACGCGACGGUGCUUUUCUGGCAUCACUGAUACUACCCAAGUACACACGUUUUCAAUAGUACGAAAUGACUUUUACGUUUGUUUUGGCACAAACUUUAAGAAAUGUUCCAAAUAGAAUUCCAACAUUUCUAUAUCGCCGAGUACAAAGUACCAAGGCAUUUACUUCUAACGAGGAAACAGCGAAUGUGACACCUGAUAAAGAUUUGCCAACGAUUUCCGAAAAUCCGUUUAAGAGAGAGCCAAAACUAUGUAUUUUAUGUAAAUUCAAGAUAGAACCAGAUUUUAAAAAUGUACGUUUAUUGUCACAAUUUCAAAGUCGUUACACAGGUAGAAUUUAUGGAAAACAUAUAACUGGAUUAUGCGAUCAUAAACAAAAGAGGGUGGAACAAGAAAUAGUGAAAGCACAAAAUGCAGGUUUAAUGGGCUAUAUGACAAAAGAUCCUAAAUAUGUCUAUGAUCCUAAAUUGUUUGAUCCAUAUUUUCCAUUCAAACCACAUCCACAUUAAAUAUAGAAUGUAAGAUGUCAAAGCAUUAUAAAUUUCAUUGUAUCGUACCC
Molecule: messenger RNA, 567 nt
Organism: Colletes gigas
Lineage: Eukaryota; Metazoa; Arthropoda; Insecta; Hymenoptera; Colletidae
Gene: mRpS18C
Product: 28S ribosomal protein S18c, mitochondrial-like
Exons: 3
Coding region: 77-517 (146 amino acids)
Biological process (GO): mitochondrial translation
Cellular component (GO): ribosome; mitochondrial small ribosomal subunit
Molecular function (GO): small ribosomal subunit rRNA binding; structural constituent of ribosome
Source: RefSeq, a predicted model, not a curated record